AUGGAAGAGGGAAAGGAAUAGUAAGUUUUAAUUAGCGACUAUCUUUUCAAAUUAGUAAUUGUUGGUGACUCUUGUGUUGGGAAAUCAUGCUUAUUGUUACGUUUUGCAGAUGACUCUUUCGAUAAGAUCUCCAUGGCAACAAUUGGUGUCGAUUUCAAAAUCAGAACUUUAGACUUAGGAGAGACCUCAGUUAAAUUACAGAUUGUAAGUGCUAGGUAGUGGGAUACAGGAGGGAACGAGCGAUUUCGCAAUUCUAGAACUUCUUAUUAUAGAGACGCUGAUGGAUUCAUGAUAGUUUUUGACAAAACACACCGUAAUUCCUUUGAAAAUACACAAAUGUGGAUGUAUGAAGUUGAUCGCUACGCAAAUAAAAACGCCAUCAGGAUUCUGGUCGGAAACAAAUCAGAUAUUGAAAAUCGUUAUCAAGUUACUAGAGAAGAAGCUGAAGAGAAAGCCAAGAGAUAUGGAAUCCCAUACAUUGAAACAAGUGCAAAGAACGCGUACCAAGUCGAUUUAGCUUUUGAGACGAUCGCUAGAGAAUUAAUAAAGCAAAGAAAAGCGCUUGGAACCCAUAUCGUCUCUCAGCCUGCUCCUUGGUCAGUUUGACAACACAUAUAG
Molecule: messenger RNA, 618 nt
Organism: Blepharisma stoltei
Lineage: Eukaryota; Ciliophora; Heterotrichea; Heterotrichida; Blepharismidae
Source: the annotation of a GenBank genome assembly